AUGCGUUUCCUCCAGGCAUCCCUUACCGUGAUAUCCGUCUUCACCGCGGGAUUGGUCGGAGUGACAUCUGCAGUAACCCACGAUGAACAUUUCGUCCCAGAUGCUGUUCUCCGCGUUACCGAAGAGGAGAGAAAACAGUCUUGCGUGCCAUCGAAAGAGAUUUUGGUAGUUAAUGGGACUAGUCCAGGGCCUAGCCUCAGAUUCACGGAAGGCGAGACGGUUUGGAUUAGAGUUUACAAUGAUAUUCCUCAUCAGAACCUUACCAUGCAUUGGCACGGCCUUACAAUGGCCACGGCUCCUUUCUCCGAUGGCACUCCUCAGGCCGCCCAAUGGCCCAUUCCUCCUAAUCAUUUCUUUGAUUAUGAGCUUCACGUGCCAAUUGGUAUGGCGGGAACAUAUUUUUACCAUUCGCAUGUCGGUUUCCAGGCUACCUCUGCCACGGGGCCGUUGAUUAUUGAGGAAAAAGAUCAUCCCCCCUACGACUACGAUGGUGAACGUAUCAUCUUCCUACAAGAUGUCUUCCCGGAUACCGAUGAAUUCAUCGAGGAAGCAUUACUGGCCGUCCCCAUGGAGUACGAGAGGGCCCAAGAAAUUGUGCUUAUCAAUGGGAAAGGAGGUGGUAGAACGGAUCCAGGAGCGCCAUGCAAUGACUCGUUGUCUGUCAUCAACGUUGAGCCUGGGAAAACCUACAGAAUGAGACUUAUUGGUGGAACUGGCUUAUCAAUUGACAUUCUGGGCAUCGAGGGCCAUGAUAAUCUCGAAGUGAUCGAAGCUGAUGCAGCCUACACUGAGAGGCACCCCACCUCAAUCAUGCAAGUCAGCCCAGGCCAACGAUUUAGUUUCCUUCUGCACACCCAUGCACAUCCAGACAAGCAACGAUACUACAUACAACUGGAGAGUCGCGAAUUCGGGGGAGUUACUCGCUCGUUCGCAGUCAUUGACUACGGCCGCCCAGCAAACGAUCCCACUCCUGAGGUCUAUCCACCAGCUUCUCCUCCCAUCACCUUACCACCAACAGACCCUUAUUGGCUCGAGUACUCACUUCGCCCCUACAACAAUUCGGAACACCCAACCGCAUCACUUGCAGCACUUGAUUUCCCAACCGCAGCAGAAGUGACUCGAAGAGUCAACAUCACGUCUCAUCUAUCCAUUCCUCAAGGCGGCCUGGUUUACAAGAUAAAUGGCUACACCUGGAAUGAAGGUCUUGUGUCGGAGCCUUAUCUUGUCAGUCUCUAUAAAGAUGGCGGUUCCAACUGGCCAUCCAUGGAACGCGCUCUCCAGAAUGAUGGUUUGGACCCGAUCACUUAUGCUUUCCCAGCACUCAUGGGAGAGGUAAUUGAGAUCGUGGUUCAGGGCACCGGUUCUGAGGGCAAUGGAACGGAGACGCAUCCAUGGCACGCUCAUGGGGCCCAUUAUUGGGAUUUGGGUUCUGGAGCGGGUGAAUACGAUGCCGAGGCGAACGAAGCAAGAUGGCGGAGUUCCAUAGGACAUCCCGUUAAGAGAGAUACGACAAAUCUUUAUAAGUACAGCGGAAAGGCACAAAAUGGUACACUCUCGGCAUGGAGGGCAUGGAGACUCAGGAUCGAUCAUCCAGGUGUUUGGAUGAUUCACUGCCAUCUUUUGCCUCAUAUGGUGUGGGGCAUGCAGACUGCUUGGGUUAUGGGAAACCAGUCUGAAGUGCUCGGAUUGAUCGAUAGGCCGGGUGUGGAAGGGUAUCUUACCUAUGGAGGGAGCGUAGCUGGGAAUGAGACCAAUUCCCCUGAGGUGGUUGAGUUCUUCCCCCUUAGUGACUGGCAGGAUGGUGCAGUUGGUGACGGAACCAAGUGA
Messenger RNA from Venustampulla echinocandica, 1827 nucleotides. Its product is annotated as Cupredoxin. The coding region runs from base 1 to 1827 and encodes 608 amino acids. Gene Ontology annotation, molecular function: copper ion binding; oxidoreductase activity. The record is from RefSeq and is a predicted model, not a curated record. Lineage: Eukaryota; Fungi; Ascomycota; Leotiomycetes; Helotiales; Pleuroascaceae. The transcript is spliced from 6 exons.